CGAAGGACGAAAUAUAGUGAGGACCGUUAAACAGUACCCUCUGGUUACGUCUAGUUUUACAGAAAGCAAUGAACGAAAACGAAAUAGACAACUUAAAAAAUGAAUUGGAACAUGAAAAAACAUGCAGGGAGUCAGCCGUAUGGCAAAAUGGAGAAUUGGAAAAACAAAUUGUUUCAAUUCAAGAAGACUUAAGAAAAACGGAUUAUCCGUGGGAUGGUGAUGGUGAUUUACAAAAAGAAAACUAUAAGCACAAACAAUUGUUGGAAGCUAUCGAUACAUUGAAGCAGCAAUUGCCACUAUUGAAAGAAAAAAUUAGGGGCGCAAAAAUAUGUGGUCCAGACUGUAAAUUGAAACAUGACGAUUUAAACAUAAAUCUGGAUAUAUUAACUCCAGCAGAAUUACUACGCACUGUUAAGCGUUUUGAUAGACUCAAAACGGAUUUAAUCAGUACUCUAAGAAGCAAAGAAUGGCGUUUGGACUCGGAAUCAAAGCUCUUUGUUAGGGUUAACGACCAGAGGACAUAUCUACAAAAUGAAUUGAUGAUAUGUCAAAAUAAUAUAAUGCGCCUGCAAAAAAACGGAAAUUAUUGGCAAUAUGUUCCGCGCAAAAACGACGAGAGAGUCAUAGAUCCUAAACGGGGACCGAUAAAGAAAAUAUUUGGAAACGAACGACUUCCGCCUAUAGUUACUUAAAGGUUAGAAUUACGUUUUGUUUUAACUUCAAUAUUGAAACACUUGAGUUGAGAGUGUUAGAAGAUUACUUAGUUAAGCAACGUAUAUUUGUUUAUAAUGUUGCCAUAUAUGUUUGAUUGAAUAGUUAUAAAUGGAUAAUACUAUACUAUAACAGUUGUUUGUGCUUAUUACACCUAGUCAUAGAAAAAAUAUAUUGUUCUCUUGUAAGCAUAAAAUUGUAUAGAAAUCUUAGAAUUCACUCAUAAAGUAGAAAAUGUAACGAAUGGUUUUAUUGCUCAAAGGCAAUUUUAAUUAAUAUCUAAACUUCACAAACCACAAUAAUAUUAUUUAUAAAUACAAAUGUGUUGUAAAGAGGAAUUAAAUAAGAAA
Messenger RNA from Danaus plexippus (monarch butterfly), 1061 nucleotides. RefSeq lists its product as uncharacterized. Bases 69 to 692 code for a protein of 207 amino acids. The transcript is spliced from 6 exons. Lineage: Eukaryota; Metazoa; Arthropoda; Insecta; Lepidoptera; Nymphalidae. The record is from RefSeq and is a predicted model, not a curated record.